This is a messenger RNA of Raphanus sativus (radish), 1238 nucleotides long. Its product is annotated as probable fructokinase-1. Gene Ontology annotation, molecular function: fructokinase activity. Gene Ontology annotation, cellular component: cytosol. Lineage: Eukaryota; Viridiplantae; Streptophyta; Magnoliopsida; Brassicales; Brassicaceae. Bases 69 to 1046 code for a protein of 325 amino acids. Gene Ontology annotation, biological process: fructose metabolic process. The transcript is spliced from 4 exons. The record is from RefSeq and is a predicted model, not a curated record.
UCCCUUCCUUCAUUUUAUAUUUACUCUCUCUUCCUCGAUUUGAUCUCAAUCCUUACCACAGAUCUGAUAUGGCCUCCACCGGCGAGAAACCGCUCAUCGUCAGCUUCGGCGAGAUGCUCAUCGACUUCGUCCCCACCGCGUCCGGCGUCUCCCUCGCCGAAGCCCCCGGCUUCCUCAAAGCACCCGGAGGCGCUCCCGCCAACGUCGCCAUCGCCGUCUCCCGCCUCGGCGGACGAUCCGCCUUCGUCGGGAAACUCGGCGACGACGAGUUCGGCCACAUGCUGGCCGGGAUCCUGAGGAAAAACGGCGUCGAGGAUCGGGGCAUCAACUUCGACACGGGAGCGAGGACGGCGUUGGCAUUCGUGACGCUGAAGGCCGACGGAGAUCGGGAGUUUAUGUUUUACCGGAACCCUAGCGCCGAUAUGCUUCUCCGUCCCGAUGAGCUCGACCUCGAGCUCAUCAGAUCCGCUAAAGUUUUUCACUAUGGAUCAAUAAGCUUAAUAGUGGAGCCAUGUAGGUCGGCUCACUUGAAGGCAAUGGAGGUAGCGAAAGAAGCCGGAGCUCUUCUUUCUUACGACCCAAACCUCAGGGAGCCUCUGUGGCCAUCAAAGGAAGAAGCCAAGACACAGAUCAUGAGCAUCUGGGACAAGGCUGAGAUCAUCAAGGUAAGCGACGUCGAGCUUGAGUUUCUAACUGGAAGCAACAAGAUCGAUGAUGAGACCGCAAUGUCCUUGUGGCAUCCCAACUUGAAGCUCUUGCUUGUCACUCUCGGUGAAAAGGGUUGCCGGUAUUACGCCAAGAACUUCCGUGGAUCCGUUGACCCUUUCCACGUGAACGCCGUCGAUACAACGGGAGCUGGAGAUUCCUUUGUUGGUGCCCUCCUAAACAAGAUUGCCGAAGAUCAUUCCAUUCUCGAGGACGAAGAGAGAUUGAGAAAGGUGCUAAGGUUCGCAAACGCUUGUGGAGCAAUCACCACAACCAAAAAAGGAGCCAUUCCAGCUCUUCCUUCAGAAGCUGAAGUUCUCAGCUUUCUUGAAAAGAAAUAAGAAAAAACAAAACAAGCAAAGCUUUUUCUGCACGUAAUCUGUUUCCGCUUUUGUAUUCUUGUUUAAUCAAGUUGGGCACUCUGCUCUGUUUUUGUUUUCCCUCUUCUUCUAAUGUAACGAUUUAAAAGGACGUAUGUUUCAAAUUCAAGGCAUCAGUUGCCAAUAAAAAAGAGAAGUUUUUUCUUUUUCCAA